UCUCAUUGAAUGCACUAGUUGACAUGUAUGCAAAAGUGGGAGAUCUUGGAGAUUCUCUAACUGUUUUUGAUGAUAUUCCAGAAUCUGAUAUUGCUUCUUGGAAUGCUGCCAUUGCUGGUUGUGUAUCUCAUGAUUAUCAUCAGAUGGCCUUGAAACUGUUUGAUCAUAUGAAAAGAUCUGGGAUUUAUCCUAAUAUGUUCACCUUAUCAAGUGCUCUUAAAGCUUGUGCUGCAUUAGGUGUCCAAGAAUUGGGUAAGCAGUUUCAUGCCAAAUUGAUAAAGAUGGAGAUAAUGAAGGACCCCUUUGUUAGUGUUGGCCUCAUUGACAUGUAUUGCAAAUGUCGUUUGGUGAAAGAUGCCAUAACAGUUUAUGAUUUGAUGCCAGAAAAAGACUUGGUUGCUUUGAAUGUCAUGAUUUCUGGCCACACACAGAAUGGCGAGGAUAGAGAAUCCAUAACCCUAUUUGUGGAGAUGUACAAGAAAAGAAUGGAAUUUGACCAGGCAACUUUAGCAGUGCUUAAUGCAAUUGCUGCUUUGGCCGCUAUUACUAUCUGCAAACAGAUUCAUGCACUUAUUGUGAAGUCAGGUUACCACGGUGAUAAUUUCAUUUCAAACAGUCUUGUUGAUUCAUAUGGAAAAUGCAGGCAGCUUCAUGAAGCAGCUCGAGUUUUUGAAGAAUGCCCCAUUGAUGAUUUACCAUCUUAUACAUCAAUAAUGACAGCUUAUGCUCAAUACGGACAAGGUGAUGAAGCAUUGAAGCUCUACCUGAAGCUACUAGACAUGGAUCUUAAGCCAGAUUCUUUUAUUUGCAGUUCUCUUCUUAAUGCUUGUGCAAAUUUAUCAGCUUAUGAACAAGGGAAGCAAAUCCAUGUUCAUGCAUUGAAACUAGGGUUCAUGUCAGAUGUUUUUGCUGGGAAUUCACUUGUUAACAUGUAUGCCAAAUGUGGGAGCAUAGAGGACACUACUCGUGCUUUCUCUGAGGUUUAUGACAAAACUGUUAUCUCAUGGUCUGCAAUGAUUGGUGGACUUGCACAACAUGGUCAUGGUAAAGAGGCCCUCCAUUUGUUCGAUGAGAUGUUGAAAGAUGGUAUUUCUCCCAAUCAUGUAACAUUAGUCAGUGUCCUUAGUGCGUGCAAUCAUGGUGGUCUUGUUAAUGAAGCUGAAUGGUAUUUUGAGACAAUGAAAGAGCAGUUUGGCAUUGAACCGACACAAGAGCACUAUGCUUGCAUGAUUGAUGUCCUUGGUCGAGCUGGGAAAUUGGAUAAGGCAAUGCAUCUCGUUAAUAAUAUGCCAUUUGAAGCUAAUUCCAUGGUUUGGGGGGCACUUCUUGGAGCUGCCAAAAUUCACAAGGAUGUAGAAAUAGGGCAACGUGCUGCCGAGAUACUAUAUACUCUUGAACCCGAAAAAUCUGGUACCCAUGUUCGUCUGGCAAAUAUUUAUGCUUCAGCAUGAUUAUGGGAAAAUGUUGCAAAGGUGCGAAGAUUGAUGAAGACAGCAAAGUGAAAAAGGAACCAGGGAUGAGCUGGAUGGAGGUAAAAGAUAGCAUAUACACAUUCACAGUCGGAGACAGAAGCCA
Messenger RNA from Sesamum indicum (sesame), 1575 nucleotides. The record is from RefSeq and is a predicted model, not a curated record. Lineage: Eukaryota; Viridiplantae; Streptophyta; Magnoliopsida; Lamiales; Pedaliaceae.